AUGGAAAAAGCAACAAACAUGAAACCUAUGCCUACUUAUCUCAUCAUCAAGCUGUUCUCGAGGUUGCCGGCGAAAUCAGUCGGUAGAUCGAUUCUAAGCGGUCCUGAUUUCAUAGAGCUGUUUCGGCUCAUGUUUGCAGUCGAACGAAAAGGUUCGUGGAGCUUCUUCUCUUCGCCGUAG
Messenger RNA from Arabis nemorensis, 180 nucleotides. The record is from the annotation of a GenBank genome assembly. Lineage: Eukaryota; Viridiplantae; Streptophyta; Magnoliopsida; Brassicales; Brassicaceae.